UGUCGAGGAUUGGUAUGCUGACACCGGCACUGCUUUUCACAUGACUGAUUCCCUCUCUUGCAUGAAAGACUUGAAGCCUUGCCACAAAAGUGUGAAUGGGAUUGGUGGCGUGUCUUGUGAGGUAGCAUUCUCUGGAACGCUGGAGUUGGUGUUUGUGACUGCUGACAGUGAAUUUUCCGUGGAGUUGAAGAAUGUGUUGUACUCUCCAAACUUAGGGUAUAAUCUCUUUUCUCCGAGUGCAGAGUUUGAUGGCGAGUCAUGGAAUGGUCUUGGUGGUCCUGAUGGUGUGAUGACUGCUUUCAAUGGACAAGUAACCUUUCAGAACUUCGAUGGCAUGCUGAUUGCGUCUGCGUAUCGUCUAGGAGAAGCCUCUGUUGGCACGGUGUUGGCUGCUCUCACUCCCGCAAACCCCAAGCAUGAAACCACGAUGGAUAUCAACGAGUUCCACAACAUUUACGCUCAUUCGCACGAGGGUUUGCUUCGCACUACUGCAAAGCGACUAGGUACCAAGUUGGUUGGUGACAUGCAUGCUUGUUCAGGGUGUUCGAUGUCAAAGGCUAUUCGAAAAGGAAUCGUUAGAGAAACUAAACGUAGAUCGGAUAAAAAGUUGGGCAGAGUUUUUGUUGACCUGGGAGGGAGGAAGGACAGCGCGUCCGUAGGGGGUAAACAUUAUCCCAUGAUUGUGAAGGAUGAUUUCACGAGACGUACAUGGAUGUAUUUCCUGAGAAAUAAAUCAGACGCUGGCAGUGCAUUCCGGACUUUUCUUGCGAGUGUGCGUGCUAAUGGUGUCCCGUCAUUCGUUGAGAUUGUUAGAUCUGACAACGGAGGGGAGUUUUUCGGGGGGGAGUUUGCAUCUGUGUGCAAUGAGCUCUUGAUCAAACAAGAGUUCACACCGGCUUAUAGUCCGCAAUAUAAUGGUGUUGCAGAGCGUGGGCUGGGAUUGAUAGAAGAGGCCGCGAUGGCGGCUCGUAUUCAGGCUAAAGUUCUUUUUGGGCAUGUGCAGUUACCUAAGACUGAUAAACUCUGGGCUGAGGCUAUGCACUGGGCUUGCGAAGCGAUGAAUCACACCGCGUGUUCUGCUAACCCCGACUCUAUGCCGCCGUAUGAAAUGUGGUAUGGUGAACCCCGUCCCGCUAGACCGUAUCCGUUUUUGAAGCCAGCGUACUGCAGGUGGCAGCGACCGACAAAGCUGCUGCCGAAGGGUGAGAGUUGCUUUUAUGUCGGUCCUUCGAGAGACCACCCGCGUGAUUGUCAUAGAGUACUUACGAGGGCUGGGACUAUACAGGAAACGAGGGAUGUGACGUGGGAGGUGUUGCAGUCACAGCUCCCUCCGCUGCAACCUUCUCUGCCAAUAGAGGUCGCAGAGGAGGGAGGGGAGGAUAGUGACGACAAUGUUGAAACCGAGGUAUGGCCGCUUGUAGGAAGAGGAGUUGCUCACACACUUUUGAAACGUGAUGCAGUGCCUUCUGGUGCGAGAGUCGAGGAGGUUGAGAGUGUUGGCGCAGGAAGUGUAGGCCCAUCAUUUUCUGUUCCAUCUUCCCCUGCUGAACCGUCGUCCCUCGCGAACAAUUCUUUUGAUAGUGUAGCCUCUGUGUCUUCUCCAAUGCCUGUGAAUGACGGGGAAGGCCAGGGAGGGCAGGAAUCAGGGGAAUUAGAGAUGGGGGAUCCGGGAGGGGAUGAUGAGGAAGAAUCGAUGGAACAGGGAGGGCAUGAUGAUGAAGAGUCGAUUAGGUCGGGAGGACCGGUAGAGGCGGAGGCACCCCCUCCAGCCGCUCGUCGUCCGCGGCAUGUGGCCGAGCUUGCUGACUUUAAUACUGCUUCGCGUGAGAAUAAUGAAGUGAGAGAAGACGAAAUAAGAAAGAUAGUGAAGGCCAAGGCUUGGCUUGUAGCGAAGGGCUUCAAGCAGAAGUAUGGUGUGGACUAUCUUGAGACUUUCUCGCCUACCGCAAAUGCUGCAUCUCAUAGAUUGGUAGUGGCGUUGGCGUGCAAGUACAACUUGGAAUUACUCCACUGGGAUAUUGAACAAGCAUUUGUUCAGUCGGAAUUGGAUUACGAGGUGUUCAUGAAGUUGCCUCCUGGCUGUGGUUCGAUGUCAGGAAAGGUUGUCCGUUUGAACAAGAGUUUGUACGGAUUGAAGCAGGCAUCUAGAACAUUUUACAAGAGGCUGGUGUCGGAGCUGAAGAGGAUUGGUUUCGAGCAGUCUAUGUCUGACCCCUGUGUCCUGCGUUUCAUGAUGGGAGACGAGGUAGUGGGGAUGGUCGCAAUUCAUGUGGAUGACAUUCUGUGUGCAGGAACGAAGAGUCUGGCUGAGGUGGUCGUGGCAGCACUAGGUAACUCUCUUCCCACGAAGAAUUUGGGCGAGGUCAGGACUCGCGCUCAAACUCGUGCAGUCAACCAGCAGAGUGUUCCGGACCUUGUGGCCAGCCUAGGACCCAUCUCCGCUACGGAGUUAGUGUAUACACUGAUGUCGGAGCAGAGAGCAGGAACGUUCACGUUAGCAGCAAAAGUCCCGAUAGGCUGUAAUGUGAUAGAUGUUAGAUGGGUUUUCAAAUGGAAAGCAGACGAAACAGGAAAGACAGUGAAGGCCAAGGCUAGGCUUGUAGCGAAGGGCUUCAAGCAGGAGUAUGGUGUGGACUAUCUUGAGACUUUCUCGCCUACCGCGAAUGCUGCAUCUCAUAGAUUGGUAGUGGCGUUGGCGUGCAAUCGGAAUUGGAUUACGAGGUGUUCAUGA
Messenger RNA from Ectocarpus sp. CCAP 1310/34, 2731 nucleotides. The record is from the annotation of a GenBank genome assembly. Lineage: Eukaryota; Phaeophyceae; Ectocarpales; Ectocarpaceae.